GACGCACCGAAUCAGAUGUGUCAGGACUUCCACAUGACCAAGAUUGGCAAGAAGGCUCAUUUCGUCUUCGGUUUGGAUGUGGUUGGAGUAGCAGACGGUUGUCGUCUUUGUUUAGCUCGUAGAAGAUGGAGUUCUUGUGUUCAUUGCUAGUUUCCGAUCCCAGCAGCAACCCGAAAUGUAGUGGGCGUACUCGACCGCUGCUAGUGAUAGCAGCACUGCUAGCGAUUGUUUCUUGUGAUCAAGUCGCCUCUCAAACUCCGGGUGCACCGGAUCCUGCCUCGCCGACAGAAGAAUGUCCCAGGAUUCAGAUUGGCUGUGACCCUCACUCUGCAUGCCGUGCACGUGGGGGCGGUCCAGAUGUGGAAGCAGUCGGCCAGCAUCAAGGCAGGAUCUCGUUUGUCUGCUCUGUACUUGGCACGCCGCAACCUGACAUUUCCUGGAGCAGCGACAAUGAGCAGCAGCUCAGCACGCGUACCCUGGGCAGCCUGUCCGUGCUGGAGCUGGAGAGAUUGCGCAGUGAUAUCCACAACACCACAUUCCACUGCCAGGGAACGAACACAUGUGGAACGCGCAAGGCGUCGAUUUUCCUCGGAGUUGGCGGCGUUGCACCGAGUGCACGGGCCGUGACACCGAGGAUUGUACGAUAUGUUGGCGAAUCGGCCACGUUUCGCUGUGACAUCGACGGAUACCCCAGUCCCAUUCGGCACUGGACUAACGUAUUUGAGCAGAGAGUCGUUGAUGACAGCCGAUUCGUCCUGCAGCCAGAUGGGUCUCUGCAAGCAUCACAGCUGACUGUGGAUGACAACGGGGUGUACUUCUGCAGUGGCGAGAACGAGUAUGGACGAUCAUCAGCUAGCGUUAUGCUCACCGUGAAAGGUAGUAUCCCGCUGGUCUUUGCAGUUAUUCCCAAGGUCACCGUCGACUUUGGGACGCCGGCACUGAUGGCAUGCGAGGCAACGGGCACUCCACUGCCGUUCGUCACCUGGUACAGGACUGAGGAUGGCAAGCGAGUUGGAAGCGCCGUCCACGAGGGACAAUUCUUUGCGGUGGAGUCGACGCGCAAGGAAGAUGCCGGUAUCUACAUCUGCAAUGCCACGAACCAAGGUGGAAUAGCGAUUGGCAAAGUGGAACUGGUCGUUAUUGGUGAAAAGCCCACCAGCGACGCUGAUCCGCGAUCAGAGGUUGAUGUUCGCUAUCGUCAGCGUGUAGCGUUGUCGUGUGGCGCAGUGCAGGGCGUACCCACACCACGCAUCACGUGGACAAGUCUUGUCGAUACUCCAUCAUUCAAUCUGAAAGAUCGCGCAACGGAGAUCGGCAGUGAAUUGAUAUUCGAGUCGAUACAGUACGCCGACCGCGGAGUCUUCAUCUGCACCGCCACCAACACGCUGGGCAAUAUCACCGUCCAGAUUGAUAUGAAAAUCUUUGAUGAUGCUAUGAGUGGCCCAGAUCCUGCGCCACAGCACGUGACGAGUGGCUCGGGUGUUGAGUUAGACUGCCAGGCCAGCUCUCCCACCAAUCAACCCAUCUCCUACACGUGGACUUGGUCAAGUCAACGCUCGGACUCCCACAACCUUGCUGGGCCGAUUCCAUAUGGCGCUAGUGUCACAAGGAGUGGGAAGCUGCGCAUCAACAGUGCUAGUCUGGAUCAUGGUGGUGUGUUCUGGUGCAAGGCCGAAGAUGGGGUAGCUGUUCCUCUACGAAGAUCAACCCAACUCUAUAUCUAUGGCGCCCCGGAGGUUCUGCUUGACCAGCCGGAGACACUGUACAUAUCCAGCGGUACAAGUACAGCAAUACCGUGUUACGUGGCCGGCUAUCCCACACCCAAGGUCAGAUGGUUCCGGCACGAUGGCAGGCCUGUACGAUCGCCGCACCGGCAGAGAGGAUCCACGCUGCACCUGCACAGGUUUUCUGCACACGAUGCCGGCGCCUACACAUGCGUGGCCAGUAAUCGAAUCCGAUCGCAGAAGAGAGAAACUUCAAAGACCGUCAACGUUCUACUGGCUGGUGAGCAACCGAGGUUCUUUGGAGAUUCUUUUGCUGCCUACCCGACCAUUCCAUCGGCGUUCAUCAGCUUCUCGUUACUACUGGGAUUCCGCACUGCUUCUCCGGAGCGAUCUCAGCUCCUGCUGUUCAACACACAGUCGGCGAGGGGUAGAGGGAAGAGGGAUUUCGUGGCAUUGUUCCUCCUUGGUGGUCGAGUGCAUGCAGCUGUGGAUGCCGGUCACGGGGCUGUUCACCUGGCGCACUCAGCCAGAAUACGCGCCGGAGCCUGGUACACGGUAUCGAUAAUGAAGAAGCGACGGCAAGUCGUUCUGAAUGUUGGCAGUGGCUCAGCCGUCUCAGCGCGCUUCGCAGGAAACCUCUACGGCUUGAACCUCAAUGAGCCGAUGUAUCUUGGUGGCUAUCCUGAUCUGGCUGCACUGAAGGACAUCACGGCUACAAACAUAGACAGUGGUUUGGUGGGCUGCAUGCAAGGCGUCUCAAUCUCGCAGACUGCGCUGGAUCUACGCGGCGACGUGCAGGCCAGUCACCGCGUCAGCCAGUGCACUGCAUGGUGCGAGGACAAGUGCAGGAACGGCGGUCUCUGCUCAUCGUCUCAGGUCGACAAGGCCAUCAACGAGGUGCGCUGCAGAUGCCGCGCACCCUAUCACGGCACACACUGCGGUAUCGCCGUUGAUAGGCAUCGCUUCUGCACGCUGGACGAAAACACCUGCUCGCAUCGGCAAUGUGACUACAGUCACGAGUGUUGCCGACCACCUGUAUAACACCUGUAUAACACCUGUAUAACUGUAUAACUGUAUAACUGUAUAACGCCUGCGUAAGCCCAAGUUAUCACACAGCGUGGCAGAUUCUUGAAAUCCUGCUCUGGUAAUUCCGGCAUACCCAUUGCUCAAUCACUGCAACUCGUAAAGAGAAGGCACGGGGAACGGGUGACGUUUAGGCUUGAUAUCUUCUGAGAAAGCGGAAAGCACACACUUGUUGACCAUGUGUACUACAAACAUUUGUAUUCCCAUGACCAAAAGUGCCCGGUAGUAACUACUUCAAAGUACAUUGAUUACAAUACCUAUAACUACCUGCAUGACAUUGGUUACAGUACUGAUCUACAUGCACAUGUACACUGUCUACACUGUACUAGCAUACUAGAUACCCAGAGAUGUUGAGCUUUAUACGUCUUUCCAGAAUACCUGUUGACACCCACUACAUGAUGCGUGUGCAUGCAAUAUGACUUGUACUGGCCGCAUCUCGUGCAUAUUGCAAGCCGAUGUAAGACAGUUUCUUUCAGCUUUCUACUACAAGUAUGAUUAUAAUAAAUCAUUCCUCUCUUUUGCAUAAUGGUCUGAGCAUUGCCCCUUCAGCUAUUAUCGUAGACGAUAACUAUUACUCGUAGGUGAUCAUGCAUAUGCUAUGCCCCGGCUUCAGGCUUGCAAAGCUAAACGACAAUAACUUACUUACAGCGUACUGGCAUUGCAGUGUAUGGUCUCCCUGAUCUCAACAUAAAUUUUUUUAAAUUAAUUUUAGUUGCAUCUUUAUGCUAUAGAUACAUACAAAAUUAAUGAUCAUUGCAUUCACAUCAUCAUCAUACAAAGACAUGUAUUGUAAGAAGAGAACUUGAGAUGUAAACUGAA
This is a messenger RNA of Sycon ciliatum, 3626 nucleotides long. RefSeq names its product basement membrane-specific heparan sulfate proteoglycan core protein-like. Gene Ontology annotation, cellular component: axon; plasma membrane. The transcript is spliced from 13 exons. Gene Ontology annotation, molecular function: cell-cell adhesion mediator activity. Gene Ontology annotation, biological process: dendrite self-avoidance; axon guidance; homophilic cell-cell adhesion. Lineage: Eukaryota; Metazoa; Porifera; Calcarea; Leucosolenida; Sycettidae. The record is from RefSeq and is a predicted model, not a curated record. Bases 126 to 2765 code for a protein of 879 amino acids.